Prunus armeniaca (apricot) is the source of this 1470-nucleotide messenger RNA. Lineage: Eukaryota; Viridiplantae; Streptophyta; Magnoliopsida; Rosales; Rosaceae. The record is from the annotation of a GenBank genome assembly.
AUGCAAUUCCAAUCAGGAGUUGUCAAAUUGGACAGAGUAUGUGUUUGGGAAAAGAAUAGAAUUCCAAUCGGGAGUUGUCAACUGGGAACUCAAAGACACGGAGAGGAUUCAAAUUGGACAGAGAAGAUGGAUAUCAAGCUGGGGGAUGGAUAUCAAGUUGUUACUCCCAAAGCCAGAGUGGACACCAUUAGAACACUUAUUGCUCUUGCUGCUCAAAAGGAUUGGAAACUGUACCAGCUUGAUGUGAAAUCUACCUUCCUUAAUGGUGUGCUACAAGAGGAAGUCUAUAUCAAUCAACCUGAAGGUUUUGUAAUUAAAGACAAAGAGGACAAAGUUUAUCGUCUACAUAAAGCUCUCUAUGGUCUGAAGCAAGCACCAAGGGCUUGGUAUGGAGAGAUAGACAGCUAUUUCACUCAAUGUGGUUUUAAGAAAAGCCUAAGUGAAGCAACUUUAUACACCAAAGAAAGGGAAGAUAAGGAUAUCCUAAUUGUCUCUAUUUAUGUAGAUGACAUUGUCUACACAGGGAGCAAUAAGGAGUUACUAGAUGAGUUUAAGGAAGAUAUGAUGACUAAAUAUGAGAUGACAGAUUUAGGUCUCUUGCAUCACUUUCUUGGCAUGGGGGUGAUUCAAACCAAGUCUAGUAUAUUUCUACAUCAAAAGAAGUAUGCUAGCACCUUGUUGAACAAAUUUGGCUUGACUGAAUGCAAAUCUGUAACCACACCUCUUGUUGCCACUGAGAAACUAGCUAAGGAUGAUGGGAGUGGAGCUGCAAAUGAAGAACACUACAGAAGCAUUGUUGGUAGUAUGCUGUACUUAACUGCUACAAGACCCGACAUUAUGUAUGCUUCAAGUCUGCUAGCCAGAUUCAUGCACUGUCCUACAAACAGGCAUUAUGGAAUAGCUAAACGUGUUUUGAGAUAUGUCAAGGGAACUCUAGACUACGGCUUAGAGUAUGUGAAAGGCAGGAAAUCAGUUCUGAUCGGCUACUGUGACAGUGAUUGGGGAGGAUCAGUUGGUGAUAGCAAAAGCACAUCGGGGUAUGCUUUUACCUUUGGGAGUGGAGUGUUUUCUUGGGCUUCAGUCAAACAGAACUGUGUAGCAUUGUCCACUGCAGAAGCUGAGUACAUCAGUGCAGCUGAAGCAACUACACAGGCUAUUUGGUUGCGUUUUGUGCUAGAGGACUUUGGAGAGCUACAAAUUGAAGCUACUUCAUUGCAUUGUGACAAUAUCUCAGCAAUUACAAUCACUAAAAACCCUGUGUUCCACCAGAAGACUACGCACAUUGAUAGAAGAUACCAUUUUAUCAAGGAUGCUUUGCAAGAAGGAGUCAUUGAUCUGGAAUACUGUCCUACCAACGAACAACUAGCUGACAUUUUCACCAAACCAUUGGCCAAAGAUCGGUUCAAUUAUCUCAGAGGCAUGCUUGGAGUGAAAUCAGCUCAAGACUUAAAGGGGAGUGUUGAAUUAUAA